AAAGUAAACUGUAAAUGACUGUGCGUGUGUGGCCUUGCGUUAAAAAAAUAAAAGCUUCGAUUUAAGCUAGAUAGCUAAUCAACACCAUCAUCGACAACAAAAAUAACAACAAUAACAACAACAGCUGGAUGCGUCCCUGUUCUUCCAAAAUGGCACCUUCCUCCUCCUCCAUCUCCAUCUGUUCCUGCUGCUGUGGUUGUUGCUCUCCACGUGCCUGGCUGUGCUCCCGCUCCUCAGCCUACACUUUGGUUCUUGGCUUGGUAUUCGUCACUCUAGGCACCAGUCGUAUAAUUUUGCUGAAGUUCUCUGAAAAUGAAGGUAACUUUUAGCAUUUUGAAUUUAGCUGGAUUAAGUGAUGCAAUUAGCAAAUAUGCAUACAAACUGCAUGCUGUCAAAUUGUGGCCUUGUUACAUCAUGAGUCAAAAGUUUGAUUUGCGCCUCAGGGAUUUUUUAUUGCAAAGAGGUUUGCAUGUUCUUCCUGUGCUUGGUGGGUUUCUUUCGGGUACCUCAGUUUCCUUCCACAGUCCAAAUACAUGCAGAUUAGGCUAAUUGAUUUUCCCAAAUUCUGUGACAAGCUUGCAUGUGUGCCAUGUAAUAAAUUGUCUCUCUGUCCAGGGUGUACCCCCUGCCUUGUACCCAAAGUUUCCUGGAAUAGGCUCCAGGCUUCCUGCGAACCUGAGUAGGAUAAGCAGUAUAGAGGAUGAAUGAAUGAAAACACUAUAUUAUAUUUAAAUUAAAACAAGUAUGACUUUCACCCUGCCUCCGUGAAUUUAAUGGCAGAGACUAUUAAACUUAUCUUUUGUUUAGUCAUGUCAGUGAGAGUGAUAAUUCGAGAGGGCCGUUCGUGUAAGGAUUUGGGCUGUUCCUCUGGUUCCUCUUUUUUUAGCUGCUUGAAAUGGGCUGUGCCUGCAUUCCUCUAUUUUCUUGACAACCUCAUUAUUUUUUAUGUGAUGACCUACCUCCAGCCUGCGAUGGCAGUGUUGUUCUCCAAUGUCGUUAUUCUUACUACAGCCAUUUUGUUUCGGUUUGUUUUGAAGCGGCAUUUGUCCUGGGUGCAGUGGGCUUCCCUCAUCAUUCUCUUCUUCUCAAUCGUGGCGCUGACUAUGAGCACAUGCACUAAUCAGCAUGAUGUACAUGGCCUACAUGCAGCACAUGUCUCUGCUCCCUCCAGCGGCUGCACAAACCAUACACUGCUGGAGACGACGAAGCACAACCAGAGUGAGAGCAGUUGGGCAGAGGGACUGGCCCCUGAGCUCUGGAACAGCCAGCUUGUCCAGGGUUUACGUGCCUUUGGCCUGGGUUAUAUCUUUCUGUUGCUUCAGUGCUUCACCUCUGCACUGGCAAACAUAUACAAUGAGAAGAUCCUAAAGGAUGGAGAGCAGCUAACUGAAAGCAUUUUUAUUCAGAACAGCCGGAUGUAUGUAUUUGGUGUUGCCUUCAACAGCCUGGCACUGGUGCUGCGUACCGACUCACGGACGAUGAUACUGCAUUACGGCCUGUUUCAUGGCCACAAUGCCUAUUCAAUAGCACUGACCUUUAUCACAGCUGCCCUUGGUCUCUCUGUUGCCUUCAUCCUUAAGUUCCGUGACAACAUGUUCCAUGUGCUGACGGGCCAAAUCACCACUGUGCUUGUCACAGCUCUGUCAUUCAUCCUCUUCAAUUUCCGCCCAGAAUUUGACUUCUUCCUACAGGCACCCAUUGUUUUGCUGGCCAUUUUUAUAUACCACAGCAGCAGGCCAAAAGACCUGGAGUAUGUACUGCAGCAAGAGAGGCUCAGGGUCAUCAAGGGAGAAGUUUUUGAGCGGCAUCAAGGGGAUGGGGAAGAGUUGGAGAGACUUAACAAGUCUGACACAGAGGGUGAUUCUGACGAGGAAUCUUUUUGAGCCUGAUCUCUCUCUUAUUCCAGCCUUUAACUACUAAAGAGUUAUUGUAAUUAUCAUGUAAACUAUCUGUCAGUCUGCCUGUAUUUAUAAUGCUCUUGUGGCUAUAUUUAUUGACCCUUUUUUCAGGGACAUCUACGAUAUUGGUGUAGGCUUGAUGCAAAUGUACUUGCAAACCCAUCAAAUGACACUGCCAGAUCAGUUUUACUGCUGUGAGAAGAAUAAUCUACCAUCCAGGAUGGAAUAUUCUUAUUGAAACAGAACUCAGGAGCAGAAACAGAUGAGCUAGUGUCGGUAAUUAUACCUAGAAGUGCACCACAUUGUGGUAAUGAGUUUCUCAUAAAUGUGCCAAAAAUAUAGAUUUAAACAAAGUGGGAUCAUGAAAUAUGAGUUUUAUGGUACUUUAUGUUUUAUUGUCCAUGUCCAUGGUGGUGUAUUUCAAACCUGAUCAGUUUAAAAUGUCAGUUCUAUGGUAGGGCUGAGCAAAAUUUAUGAAAUGUGAUAUGAAAUCUUUUCAUUAAAGACUAAAACUGUUCUGUAGAAAUGCAAUGAU
Messenger RNA from Clarias gariepinus (North African catfish), 2433 nucleotides. It is a transcript of the gene slc35a5, whose product is annotated as solute carrier family 35 member A5. NCBI's taxonomy places the organism in Eukaryota, Metazoa, Chordata, Actinopteri, Siluriformes, Clariidae. Gene Ontology annotation, biological process: pyrimidine nucleotide-sugar transmembrane transport. Gene Ontology annotation, molecular function: pyrimidine nucleotide-sugar transmembrane transporter activity. Bases 774 to 1883 code for a protein of 369 amino acids. Gene Ontology annotation, cellular component: Golgi membrane. The record is from RefSeq and is a predicted model, not a curated record. The transcript has 7 exons.